This is a messenger RNA of Emericellopsis cladophorae, 2862 nucleotides long. RefSeq lists its product as uncharacterized. The record is from RefSeq and is a predicted model, not a curated record. The coding region runs from base 1 to 2862 and encodes 953 amino acids. The transcript is spliced from 3 exons. Lineage: Eukaryota; Fungi; Ascomycota; Sordariomycetes; Hypocreales; Bionectriaceae.
AUGCCGCAGUUUUCGCUGGGCAGACAUACGAACCGCUCGUCCAACGCCCUCGCUGAGCCGGCCACGCCUGGAGCUGGGGGACCUGGUCAACAACCGCAUCAACAGCCGAAUCCCAAGCGCGGCCACGUCUACGGCCAGAGCCGCACGCAGAGCCAAGCCGAUCCGAACGCGCCACCCUCAGCUGGUCCGUCCGACGACCACUAUCCCUCUAGAGAAUCAUCGCUGCCGCAUCCUCCGCGACAACAGAUUGCGCAAAGCGUCGGAACUGGCGGUGCCCCAUUGCCAUCGCUCCAUGACAUACAGCAGCAAGGGCCCUACGAAUCAUCCGACCCAGCCGCCCACGAAGUGUCUGGAUUUGAUGCGCGACAGGCACCCGACUCGACGGUGAAUCGCUCGCGGAGCCAGCGUUUCAGUAACCACGUUGAUCCACGACAGCGGUCGCAGUACCAGUCAACACAGCAAUUCACACAUCCGCACGGUUAUAGUUCCACCUCGUUGGAAGACCUAUCAAGCUCAGCAGCGUACUCGCCAACCCAACACUCGCAGGCUCCGAUACAAGCGCAGGUGCCAGGGCAAGAGAAGAAGUCGAAACGAAAGUUCAUUAAGGGUAUACUCUUCAGCUCCAGCAAAUCGCAGAACGAUCAGAAUCAACAGCAGGCGGCGCAGCAACAAGCUCAACAAACGCAGCAACUAUACGACCAGGGCCAGUCUUUCACUGGAGGAAGCUCUUACGACAAUAUCACCGGUCUUGCUCGACGGCCCUCUAAGAGGGAAAACAACCCUCCUGCCAUCAAUACUCGCCUGUCCAAGCCUCUCCCACCCGGUCACCACUACCAGGAAGGCGAGUGGAAUCAAGGGCAGGGAUCAUAUAGCCUAGAGGCAUCGCCACUUCACGACGUAGGAGAGAACGAGCAAGUCCACUACAUCAGUGGUGAGGUGGAUCGUGACUAUCGUUUACGAGAGGGUCAAGACCAAAGUCAAGGUCAAGGGCAAGGUCAGCCGGAACUGGAUCCAACAACAAUCCGCCCAGUCGCACAAGACUCUGACUCGUCCCCCUACGACGACGAGUUUCACAACCAACAUCAUCUUCCGCCACAAAGCCAUAAUCAGCAGCUUCUGCAUCAGCAGCAGCAGCAGCAAGUGGGAUUGCCCCACCCUCAGCAGCUGCAGCCCCACUCACAACAGCUCAGCUCACAGCAGCCUCUAGUUCAACAGGGGUCCCGGGAUCAGCAGCAGCUUCAGCACCAGCGUUCUCAACCUCACGACGAGUUGCAGCAGCAACAAAAUCCUCAAUUUCCCCCACCACCAUCCCAUCAACCUCAGCAGCCUCUCCUAGCUGAGCAACAACAACAGUUCGGCUCGGCUCCUUCGUCCUAUCAGCAGCAAGUCGGUGAGCCUCGCCUUGUGAGCAGCCACCUUGGGGCGCCUCCCCCGCAGCACCAAAAACACCACCAGCAACAACAGCAGCACCCUGCCAGUUCUGAGACGAUCUCUCAGGCCUCGUACGAAUCACCCGUCACGGACCCAGAUCAGCCUUCUGGCAGUCAGCAAUCAGUCCAGCCCUCGCCUGGACCAAACCACACCGACGGUCUUGUGUCGUCGCCCAAUCUGCCGACUGCCCCACUAGUACUCAGCCCACAGCCUCAGCACGCCGUGAUGGCCCCGCCACCCGCAGGAGCACCACCAGCGAACCGCGGCGACAAAGCGGCGCGAUCCCAGGGCGAAGUGACAGCAGCUGGACUUCCUCCAAGCUACCGUCAGAGCAACUCGUCCGUGGGCGCCUUGAAUAUCCCCGCGAAUCAAUCAGGUUCCCAGCCGGCAUCUGCGGGCGGGCCGUUUCGCGCAGACGUGACACCUCGCUUCGAAUCUCCUGGUCUUGACCAGGGCCGUCACAGCCCGCAACCUGAGCGUGGCGUCGACGAUGACAAGUCUUUCAAGGAUCUGCUCACAAAGUACAAAAACGUCAAGCGCUUGUACUUUGAGGGUAAGAACCGUCUGGAGGAGCUCACUGGGCAAGUCGAGGUGCUCCAGAAUGCGGUGGCCAACCAGCGUAUUACCCAGUCCCGUACUGCUCUGGAUGAUAGUGAGUACCUGACGCGAUUCAACCGCUUGAAUGGCGCCAUCAACAACCUUUCGUUCAAUAUCCGCAAGGACUGGAAGAGUCUGCCAUCGUGGAUCGCACUGUUUGCUAGUCCAGAGGCAUUGUCCACUGGCACGAAAGAGAUGACAGCGCUUGGGCGGGGCGUCAUCUCGCGUUGGCUUGCGGAUGAGCUGUUUGGAAAGUGCUUCCAUCCCGGCCUGGAUCCAAUGCUGAGCGCCCAACUCAAACAGAUUGAGCAAUCCAUUCGUGGGAAUGCUUACACCAUGCACAGUCAAGAAGAGUUUGCGGCUCUAACAAACAAAGUUGUGCAGUGGCGAAUGACCACACUUGACGGUCUGCAGAAGGUCCUUGGAUCUUCAGCAGCUGACGAGAACCGGCAAGCCCUAAUAGCCAAGGCCUCAGCUGGGUUGACUGCCUACCUUUGCCAGCACCUCAACCAGCCUGCUCCGCCUGGCGUCGAUGGGAGCACCUCGAUGAUUGUCGAACUGGCCGUCGGCAUUGCUGCAAACACCCCGCUGGAAAGCCGUGAUGUUGCCAUCACGUAUCCGUUGCCCAGGGACAUUGUUCGCCCCGAGAUCAUGGAGAUAGGGGAGCUCGAAUUGCCGGCCUUGGAGAAGGAUGGCGACAGCGAGUCGAGCAUGGAGGACGGCAAGGACAAAGCUCAAUCUAGAGACACGACUCGGGUACGGUUCGCGGGCUUCAUGGCGUGGGAGGUGAGAGGACGGCAAGUGCUAUUCAAGGCACCCGUGUGGACGCUGUGA